Messenger RNA from Striga asiatica, 1064 nucleotides. NCBI's taxonomy places the organism in Eukaryota, Viridiplantae, Streptophyta, Magnoliopsida, Lamiales, Orobanchaceae. The record is from the annotation of a GenBank genome assembly.
GCACCAACCAGGCCUGCCAUUUCAAACUCUCUUAACCAAAGCCCAAAAGCCCAAUUUUGGGCCCAAAAAAGAAGGUUUUAGCCCCAUAUAAACAAUCGCUAGGGUUUUGCUCCCAUUUCUCAUCUGCCCGCUAUAAAUCACACGCGAACACAAGCACACAGUGCGAGCAGCUGCAAUGGCGCCCAAGCGGACAACCCGAAACCCGGAGCUCAUUCCCGGAGUCCGUAAGGUAUCACGCUCCAGGAUGUAUCACAAGCGCGGCCUGUUUGCGAUCAAGGCCAAAAACGGCGGCAAAUUUCCGCACCACGAGAAGGCUGCCGCCGCCGCUCCUGUGGCGGAGAAGCCACCCAAGUUCUACCCGGCUGACGACGUCAAGAAGCCGCUUCUCAACAAGCGCAAGCCUAAGCCCACCAAGCUGAGGGCCAGUAUCACACCAGGGACGGUGUUGAUCAUCUUGACUGGACGGUUCAGGGGGAAGAGGGUAGUCUUCUUGAAGCAGCUCACUUCUGGAUUGCUUCUCGUUACUGGUCCAUACAAGAUCAACGGUGUACCUCUGAGGCGUGUGAAUCAGGCCUAUGUUAUUGGAACCUCCACAAAGGUUGACAUUUCUGGAGUAAAUGUGGACAAGUUUGACGACAAGUAUUUCGCCAAACAAGUUGAGAAGAAGAAAAAGAAGGGGGAAAGUGAGUUCUUUGAAGCUGAGAAACAGGAAAAGAAUGAACUCCCUGCAGAGAAGAAAGAAGACCAGAAAGCUGUUGAUGCACCUUUGCUAAAGGCAGUCGAGGCUGUUCCUGAUCUGAAGACCUAUUUGGGUGCACGGUUUUCCCUCAAGUCUGGCAUGAAGCCCCAUGAGUUGGUCUUCUAGACUUUAUUUUGUUUAAUUUUACUGUGUGUUGUCCUCCUUUGAACAAGUUUUGUUAGAGAUGGUGAGGAUACACUUCAUUUGGUAUAAACGUACGAAGUUUUUGGUCAUGAUAUCUUAUGGUAAUCUUUAUAAUGCAGCGCCUUGUUGUUUUUGAUUUUAAUUAUUUUUGUUGAGUUUCUUUAACUCAACCACUUUUUUU